Molecule: messenger RNA, 4285 nt
Organism: Varroa destructor (honeybee mite)
Lineage: Eukaryota; Metazoa; Arthropoda; Arachnida; Mesostigmata; Varroidae
Gene: ERp44
Product: Endoplasmic reticulum protein 44
Biological process (GO): protein folding
Cellular component (GO): endoplasmic reticulum-Golgi intermediate compartment; endoplasmic reticulum membrane
Molecular function (GO): protein disulfide isomerase activity
Source: RefSeq, a predicted model, not a curated record
UUAUUGUGUUACCUAGAUUAUGUGGUUGGGAGCUCCAGAGCUCGCCUAUAUUGUGCUGAACGGGUUGUGUUGUUCAUCGCGAAUCGCCGUUCUUAAGAACAGAUUAGCUAGGCAGUGAAUGUGACGAUUGUCGACGUUAUUGUCUUGUUAUUGUUUUGUGUGUGCGCGGUUCCACUUGUGUGUCUAAAAGACAGAGUGUUGUUUCUGUCGCGGCUGCUGCGACCCGUGAUUUCUAGCGUCCCGCCAUCGAGCCACCAGAAAGAGUAUCUUCAGUAGUGUGUAGGUCCAUAGUGAGCGGCUUCAGUUCCGGUACUGAAAGUUCUGUACCGGUCGGCGAUAUCGGCCGUGUGCCGAGCUACCUUCGCUCGCCGUCGUCUGUUGUUUUGUGUUGUCUUGUCUGGAGUUGACCUGCAUUCGGGCCGGCGAUUCGUUGGACACGUCGAGCGACGACAGUCGUAGCGACGGUAUACGAUUUGAGCAGCCGCUCUACAACAACAGCAGUAGCAGCAGCGUGUAGCGCUAGCAAAGGCUGUCGCUAGCGACCGACUCAUUAACUGACUGCCGAACUGUCUAUCAGUCCGGCCGUCUGUUACAUAGACACCAGAUAGAGAGUCAGCAAAGCGUGCAGUUUUAGAACAGGCCUGCUGUCUCCGGAGUACAGGUGCAGCAGAAUUGUUAUAGUUCUUGUUGCAACAGAAACAACAGCAUAAGUGGCCGCCCAAUCGCUCUACGGUGUAGCUGAAUUAGAUAUCGCCGCUGAGGUUCUCAGUUUGGAGUUAGUCGACUGUAGGCAGAAGUCGUUGGCCUAUGGAGUGAAGACAGCCAGUAGGGGGUUUUCAUGGUACAUUUUUUCCCACAAUAGUGUUACUAUUCGUGGCACAAAAGAUUAGAUUUUGUCGCCGCUGGUAUUAAUCCUGCUGUAGUGGUUAGGAUUGCAGGUGGCUGACCAACGACUAAAGUGGCUGUUUUCAAAAAUAACUGCGCCUCGUCGUUGUUCCAGGCUGCGUUAUUCGCCGCCAAGAGGAGAUGAGGCCCAACUUUGUGAUCGUGUUUCUAUUCGUGUUAAAGAUCUAAACGAACCAUCCGAUAUAUAAGAACAGCUCUGACUAUAAUUUCGCUACUCAUAUCCUCGUACUCCCCUCUUCUCUUUGAUGCAAGAUGACUGUUCAAAAGGUUUUAGCUUUACGUAGCGCUGUGCUUCCAAACAAGGCAAUGUUGGUGGUGGAUUCUAAAAUGACAUGGAUCCCUUCUACGCUCUUAGUCGGCAGCGCUAAUGGAGAAGCGCGGGUGAUGACUAUCUCAAAUUACGAGCAGCUUUUCGCUGAGUAUGAGGUGGUGUUCAUCAACUUCUACGCAGACUGGUGCCGAUUCUCACAGAUUCUGCAGCCUAUCUUCGAUGAAGCAGCUGUAAAACUUGAAGCUGAAUUCCCAGGAAAAGUAUUGCUAGCAAAGGUCGACUGUGACGCACAAACAACACUAGCCGGAAAAUUCCACAUAACAAAAUAUCCAACGCUGAAGACAGUUCGGAACGGUUCAAUGUUAAAAAGAGAGUACCGCAAGUCGCGUUCUAUUGAAGCUAUGACUCAAUAUAUACGGGAGAUGCUUAAAGAUCAUGUUAAAGAAAGUACACCAUUUGAUCUCAGCAAGGAUGUUGACGAAGCUAAGAGCGCUCUCAUAGGCUACUUCCAGUCGAAGAAUAGCACAGCCUAUGAGGUAUUCCGCCGCCUGGCGGCCGAUAUGCAUGAUGAAUGCAACUUCUACUUUGUUGCCCGAGAGCCUCAAGGUGAUGAGCCAAAAGAUCGUAUUCGAUUUAAGGAAGCCAGGAACAAAUAUGACGCGGUUCGGUCACUAGAAUACACUGGAAGUGUGGUAGACUUCGACAAAAUCAAGGAGUGGUCACAAGAAAAAUGUGUGCCGCUUGUUCGCGAGAUCACCUUCGAAAACGCUGAAGAGUUAACUGAGGAAGGCUUGCCGUUCUUGAUACUUUUCCAUCAUCCGGGUGAUAAAACUUCCGUGGCUGAGUUUUCUCAAUUGGUGAAAAAUGAGCUUAUAACCGAAAAAACGUCCGUCAAUUUUCUCAUUGCUGACGGUGUUAAAUUUGCUCAUCCACUACAUCAUCUCGGUAAAUCCGUGAAGGAUCUACCGGUCAUUGCCAUUGACUCAUUCCGGCAUAUGUACAUUUUCCCUCGCUAUGGCGACAUUCACACUCCUGGCCGACUGAUGCAAUUCAUCAAAGAUCUCUUCUCAGGCAAACUACACCGUGAGUUCCACUACGGCCCUGACGACCCAAUUGUCAAUGCUGUACAGACGGACCCCCCGGAGUCAACUUUCCGUAAGCUGGCACCAUCUUCGAACAGAUAUACGUUGCUUCGCGACGAGUUGUAGCUGUCUUCACAUCAGCGGUGUUGUGUGUCGGAGCUUUAGUAACGACGGCGUGGUAGGAUAUUAACAACAAAAAUGACAACGACCGCAUAAAUGGACCUGCUCUGCUGUAGCGGUUUUCUCCGGUGCACGAUUUCUCUCCUUUCGCACUGUUCAAGAACUAGUGAACAUUAUAUGUCGAUAAUUAUUCUCUGGAGAGUGUACCUCGAAAUCUACGAAUAUCAACUAUAUUCGAUUAACUUGCGGCGGCGCAGGAGAACAAACGUGAAACAAAAAUGAUCACUAAGUGCAGGGUUAUUGUCGUUAAGCAUUUGAAUAGGGAUCAUCUACGCUGCUUAACAUUACAGUGCUGUCAUCAUCCGCUCAAAAUACAACACAGACAGUUACGAAAGCUAGUGCAUAUCAGCAGGCGUGGGAUAUGCAUAACCCGUCUAUGAAAACAACUAGUCGCCAAUAAAUUAUCAAAAACACUCAAAAAAAAUCAUGAAAACUUAAGGGUAGAUCAGACUUGAAUGCGUCAUUGCAUUUGCAUGCACCGAACACGGAGUUAGGAGAUAGAUUUUUGACUGUACAUCUGAAUUACUAUGCAUUGGAAGAUAUAGGAACUGUAAAGUAAGGUAAUCGGAUUCGGCGAAGGUAACUUAUUCUUGCUAUUUCGGACACGAAACACUGAAAUUUAUUUACUGAUUAUUGACAUCUGAUUAAGAAAAAUCGGAAAAACAGACAGCUGUGCUGCAAACGAUGGAAGGUCGCUGCUGAUAGUGCAACAUGACGAAAACGCAAACUGAGAACGAGAAAAUGUAACUAGGUUUUAUUAUAAUAUAAAAGAAAUACUAAAUAGAUAAUUGCGGAGUAUAUGAGGAGCCAGAUAACUAUAGGCUGGAAGGUGAGAGCUACGUAUGUAUUAGACGCCUAGGAUAUCUUUUGAUGGGACUUAAAUAAAAGAAGAAAGAAAAAUAGAGAACUGUUAAGCGGAGUAAGAUCCUAUCAGCAUCGUCAAUAGGGGAAAAUGAAGAAGAAAAUUAUCUAAUUAAAUAGCUUAUUACUGGGGUGAAGGGAGGGAUCAUGCGAUCGCUGAAACAGUAUCUAAAUGUCGAUACACUAAUAUUUCAUCAGACGAAUAAUCUGUCAGUGGCACAACAGGGCUAUAGAAAAAGGACUUGUAAGGGGUGAUACGAAUAGUGAAGCUAAGGAAAAUACCCUGCUGUUUUCCUGGGCCUUUGAGAGGGUGAUGUAGGUGGCAGACAGCGAAUAAUCAUGUAAAGUGUCGCCAACUGCGAAAAAGAAACCUUGGAAGAUUGUAACUACCUUAUUGUUUGACAAAGAAUAGAAAAGACAUGCAAUUUUUGCAAGAAGACUUAAAAGGCAACGACGACUGAAAAGUCAGGAUAGGUUGAUAAACGUAGGGAACUGAUUAACUGAGGAAACGGAAUUUAAGUGAUAAUGCUUCAUAAAUGUAAGAUAGAGGUGGAUAGAGGCUAUGAUAGAGCAGAACCCAAGCAAACUACAAAGUAAGAUUAAAAUAGGAUUCUCGCACCUUGUUUCAUUUCGUAGCGGUACCAAAUUUGUAUUUGGCAUGAGUGAGGGGUACAAUGUUGAGUGAAGAGACGGCACCCAACGAGAAACAGGAUUCUGGAAACUGACUGCUAUUAGAUCUAUUUUCACCAAUAAAAAAGAAAGCGGGCUCAUUGCAGCAAUUAUUGAAUUUUGUUCAAGACAAGUCGUUCAUAAAGAGCAUACAUUGACACGAGGAAAUUUCAACUAAAUUAAAUUGUUGGAGUUUGAAGAAGCUGUCUCAAACAAUGAUGACGGAAGCAUUCGAAGUUCAGCUAUUUUUAUGUGUGCAGGUGAUAUUGUAUUUUAAUACGAUGACGUGAAAAUAAACCUGUAUAUUUAUUGUUAA